AUGGACACCUGGAACAAACUCAAGCAGUUCGAUGCCUACCCAAAAACUCUGGAAGAUUUCCGAGUGAAGACAUGGGGAGGAGUGACCGUGACUCUGAUCAGUGGAGUGAUCAUGCUGGUCCUGUUCAUCUCAGAGCUGCAGUAUUAUCUGACUAAAGAGGUUCACCCUGAGCUGUACGUGGACACUUCUCGAGGAGAUAAACUCAAGAUCAAUAUAGACGUUUUGUUUCCUCACAUGCCCUGUGCCUAUCUCAGUAUUGAUGCGAUGGACGUGGCCGGAGAGCAACAGCUGGACGUGGAACACAAUCUUUUCAAACAGCGACUGGACAAAGACCUCCAGCCAGUGACGGACGAGGCAGAAAAACACGAGCUGGGAAAGGCAGAUAACGGUGAAGUCUUUGACCCAAGUUCAUUGGACCCAAAUCGAUGUGAGAGCUGCUAUGGAGCCGAGACAGAAGAUCUGAAAUGCUGUAACACGUGUGACGACGUGCGCGAGGCCUACAGGAGACGUGGCUGGGCCUUCAAGAACGCAGACACCAUAGAGCAGUGCAAGCGAGAGGGUUUCAGUCAGAAGAUGCAGGAGCAGAAGAACGAAGGCUGUCAGGUCUACGGCUUCCUCGAGGUCAACAAGGUUGCAGGAAAUUUCCAUUUUGCCCCUGGGAAGAGUUUUCAACAGUCGCAUGUUCACGUGCACGCUGUGGAAAUCCAUGAUCUCCAGAGUUUUGGCCUGGACAAUAUAAACAUGACCCACAUGAUCAGACAUCUGUCGUUUGGUAAAGAUUAUCCAGGAAUCGUCAACCCUCUGGACGGCACCAACGUAACAGCUCCACAAGUCCCAUAA
This is a messenger RNA of Knipowitschia caucasica, 840 nucleotides long. The record is from the annotation of a GenBank genome assembly. NCBI's taxonomy places the organism in Eukaryota, Metazoa, Chordata, Actinopteri, Gobiiformes, Gobiidae.